Messenger RNA from Volvox carteri f. nagariensis, 630 nucleotides. RefSeq lists its product as uncharacterized. Lineage: Eukaryota; Viridiplantae; Chlorophyta; Chlorophyceae; Chlamydomonadales; Volvocaceae. The record is from RefSeq and is a predicted model, not a curated record. The transcript has 4 exons. The coding region runs from base 1 to 630 and encodes 209 amino acids.
AUGGCGACAUACAACGAUGAGAGUGACGCGGGCUUCUUUGAUGACUUCAACAGGGACCCGGACAAGCAGGCCGUGAUGGAAGAUGUCAACCGCAAGCUCUGCGAAGCCCUCACAGAGCUGGCGGAAAACAUCGUCGAUGCGCUGGUCGAGGCAGACGCCAGGGCGGCGAAGGGAGUGGUAGCGGCGGCGGCGGCGGCGGCGGCUCAGCGGAACGUGGGCGCCGACACCGAAGCAGCGGAGGAAGAGGAGGCAGGGGUCUCGUCAGGGGACACCGAGGAGGUGGCCUGCAUUGACGAGGUCGCGGCGCUAGCAGCAUACAAUGACGCGCUCUCUGCUAUCAUGCGGGAAAAGAACGUCACCAGCAAGGUAUGGCACGAAGACAAGGACACCCAUUGCUGUACAUGCUGCUCCAUUCGCCGCCGCUCCAAUCCAACAAUUGUUUCGGAUAUGUGUGCACUGCCUGAUGAGCACCCUUUGAAGGAGCUAUUCUUUUCCGCGUUUGACGAGCAGUUGUUCCACGACUUGCUAGAGCGCUUCGUCAGCCAGGUACGCAAUCGCAAAGAAGGACCUGGGGAUUGGGAUGCAGAGGCCGCGGACGGCGAGUGCGAUGAGGACCACACGCUUGAGUGA